UUCUCGAGCAGUGUUAAAUUCACUGGAUAUUAUAUUUGUAUGGACUUUCUCUUUCUAGAAUGCUCAAGCUGAAUAGAUUAAUAAUAAUAAUAACAAUAUGAUAUGAGAGCCGUCAUGGCCAAGUGACUAAGUGGUUACGUGUGAUAUAAGCAAAGCAAUGAAAGGAUUUUAAUCUGCGUACAUGAAAAUCUUCUGAUAAAGCUGGAGACAUGAACUGGUCAGAGCAGCCACCAUCUUUUAUCUGCAAUGCAAUUACAUCACCAUAGAGAUCAGCACGUUAAUGUUCCCCUGUUUCUGUUCAUCUGAGUUUUUUGAAACAGGGGACCAAUCAACUGCCUGACUUGGACGGCAAGUUGAAGACCCUGUAUAUAAAUAACCAUAGAAGCUCAAGCGAGAAGGAGUAUACAGAAAGUGAUAGCUUUUUUUUAUAUAUAUAUAUAUAUAAAUGGAAAAUUCAAGGUCUGGUUUUUAUUUCUUGGUUCUUUGUUGUGCUAGCCUUCUCUUCCCAACAUGCUGCAGCAGUAAGCAUAUUCCCUUGUUUAUAUUUGGAGACUCAUUUUUUGAAGCUGGAAAUAAUAACUACAUCAGAAAUGCAACUGGCCGGGCAAACUUCUGGCCUUAUGGUGAAACCUUCUUCAAGUAUCCCACUGGGAGAUUUUCGGACGGUCGAGUAAUUCCAGAUUUUAUUGCUGAGUAUGCAAAGUUGCCAUUCAUUCCUCCGUAUCUGCAACCUGGCAAUCACCAGAUUACAGAUGGGGUGAACUUUGCAUCAGGAGGAGCUGGUGCUCUAGCUCAAACCAGACCUGCUGGAUCGGUUAUAGACCUUAAGACGCAAGCAAUUUAUUUCAAGAACGUGGAGAGGCAGAUAAGUCAGAAACUGGGGGAUACAGAAACUAAGAAAUUGCUGUCUAAGGCUAUCUACAUGUUCAACAUCGGUAGCAAUGACUACGUAGCACCUUUCACAACAAACUCCAGUUUGCUCCAGGCCUACUCCAGAAAGGAGUACGUCGGAAUGGUUAUCGGCAAUACAACAACUGUGAUCAAAGAAAUAUACAGGAAUGGAGGAAGGAAAUUCGUGUUUGUCAGCACGGGUCCUUUGGGUUGUUUACCAUAUCUGAGAGCAUCAAACAAGAAUGGCACACGUGGUUGCAUGGAUGAAGUCACGUUGUUUUCAAAACUACACAAUAGCGCACUCAUUGAAGCCCUCAAGGAGCUCCAAACACAGCUUCGAGGGUUUAAAUACUCUUAUUUUGAUUUCUACACUUCAUUAAGUGAAAGAAUUAAGCACCAUUCAAAAUAUGGUUUUGAGAAGGGGAAGGUGGCGUGUUGUGGCAGUGGUCCAUACAGAGGAAUCUUGAGUUGCGGCGGAAGGGGAGCUGAAGAGUACCAAUUAUGUGACAAUCCUAGCGACUAUUUGUUCUUUGAUGGUGGUCAUCUCACCGAGAAAGCCAACAAUCAACUCGCAAAGUUGAUGUGGAGUGGGAAUUCUACUGUCAUAUGGCCUUACAAUCUUAAAACAUUAUUCCAGGAGUAGUCCAAAAAUAGGUCAUGCAACCAUAUGUGUGGUAGUUUUCCUAGGAUUCAAUAAACAUAUAUUCGAUAUCUUGUUGUCCUAUCAUGUAUCACAACCUUCAUGGUAAUGACAGAAACGGUAGCUAAUGGUAAAAUGGUCUUUU
This is a messenger RNA of Populus euphratica (Euphrates poplar), 1676 nucleotides long. RefSeq names its product GDSL esterase/lipase 1-like. The transcript is spliced from 5 exons. Lineage: Eukaryota; Viridiplantae; Streptophyta; Magnoliopsida; Malpighiales; Salicaceae. Bases 446 to 1534 code for a protein of 362 amino acids. Gene Ontology annotation, molecular function: lipase activity. The record is from RefSeq and is a predicted model, not a curated record.